AUGGCAGACCCGAAAUUCAAAGUCAUCAUUGCAGGCGGCAGUAUAGCCGGGCUGGUACUGGCCAACAUGCUGGAGCAGCUCGGCAUCGACUUUCUCGUUCUCGAAGCAUACCCAGAGAUUGCACCGCAGGUGGGAGCCAGCAUUGGCUUCUUCCCCAACGGUUGCCGUGUCUUGGAUCAGAUCGGGUGCUUUGACGGAAUCCGGGCGAAACUCGACAUCAAGAUGACGGAGAUGUACAUCAAGUCACCCGAAGGAAAGGUUCUUGGCGAGACUCACGAUGCCUCGAAGCACUUUAUUGCAAGGCAUGGCUACGAUCCGGUGUUCAUCGACCGUCAGAUGGCCAUCCAAGUCUUCUACGACCACCUCCAGAACAAGUCCAAGGUCCUUACGGAUAAGCGAGUGGCCAGCGUCAAGCAACUGAAAGACGGGAUCGAAGUCACAACCAAAGACGGGUCGACAUACACGGGGGACAUCUUGGUCGGUGCCGAUGGAGUGCACAGUACGGUCAGAAAAGAAAUGUGGCGGCUAGCGGAUGAGCUGUCGCCUGGCUACAUCCCCAAGUCAGACCAGACAGAUGUGACGUGCGACUACACGUGCAUGUUCGGCAUUUCGCACCCGGUCGAGGGAUUCGAGAAAGAGUCGUCGCACAUGAUCACCAACCACGGGCGCAGCUACCUCGUGGUUGACGGACCGGGCGGGCGCAUAUACUGGUUUCUCUUCUUGAAGAACGAGCGCACGCUCCGCAACAUGGAGGGCGAGAUCCCGCGGCGCUUCAGCAAGCAGGAGGAGAAGGCGCUGGCGGAAAAGUGCUGGGACGACGUCAUCAUGGAAGGGGUCAAGUUCGGCGACCUCUACAAGAGCCAAAUGUCGGCCGUCCUGACGGCUCUGCCCGAGUUCGUGUGCACCAAGUGGCACUUUGGCCGCAUUUUCCUCGCCGGCGACUCAGUUCACAAGUUCAACCCCAUCUCGGGCCAAGGCGGCAACUCGGCCAUCGAAACGGCUGCCGCCCUCGCCACUGAGAUCAUCACCAUGCUGAAAUCCACCCCGUCCAAGACCGCCCCCACCGACGCUGCCAUUACUGCCGCUUUCCAGAGGGCGCAGGACGCGCGGCACGCUCGGGUGUCGGCGCUCGUCGAAGCCGGGCACAAGCAACAGGCCUUCAUGGCGUUCGAGACGCCGCUGCACGAGUUCAUCGCGCGGCAGGUGGUCCCGCGGUCUCCCCCGGAAGGCUCACUCGCCAUGUUCGCGCAGUCGGCUACGGGGGCGGCGCGGCUGCCCAUGCUGCCGAUGCCGCGGCGGCCACGGUUCGAGCCGUACGACGACGAGCUGCCGGCUCAGCCGCUGGGGGCCGCGGUGCAGGCCGUGAGCUGGAAGGUUGGCGCGGCCGUGUUCGCGGGGCUGCUGGCGGUGGCGAAGAUGGGGAUGCGCAUCGACUUCGACCUGGCACCGACUGAGACGUUCCUGAACGGCGCCGAGCUGCGCAAGCGGUACACGGGCAUCGGGCCGGUCGACGGCAUGCUCGCGCUGCUGUCGGCGUGCUUCGGGGACUCGGUGUACGGCGAGGAUCCGUCUCAUCCGGCCCAGUUCGCCUACCUGCUGGCGCUGCUCUUCCCGGUGCUGAUCAUCUGGACCGUCGAGGGAUACCGUGCUGCGAACCGCAUGAAUAUCCUCGGGCUGCCAGUGCUGUUUGGAAUUGCCUAUCAGCUCCAGGGCAUCGGUGCCAUCGCGCCGCUGUACUUCCUGCUGUCGACCUACCUCACUUCCUCUUCGACGCACACCCGCGCCAUCGGUCGCCCUGUCCCGCUUGCCGCCGCCCGCGCUGUCCUCCCGGCCACUAUCUUUGGCUUUGCCGUCCCUUCUAUUUUGAUGUUCCUGCCCUACGCCAACCCGCACACGCACCAGGGCGCCAUCGCCUUCUGGCAGUUCGUCCCCGUCUGGGUGGCCUUGCUCACCAACCUCGGGAAGCGCGCCCUCGAAGCCGUCAAGCCCCAGGGCCCCUUCGAUGUCUACGAGAAACGUGACGUGCCAGUGCUGCAGGACGCCUACAAGGUCGCCUUCUGGCUGUCCGCUCUGAUGCACGUCGCCUUCUCUGCCUUCGUCGCCCUGACGAGCCUGCCAACUGUCACCUUUGCGAACAUGUUCACUGACAUUCCGAACCCCUUGAAGCCGUGGAGCGCCCCGAACUGGGAGGAGCAUCUGUUUAUUUUCGUCAAGUACGACUUUGCCUUCUCGACCCUCGCCAUUCUGCUGUGGGAGCUGUACACCGUGUGGGAGCUACGCCGCUCGGGAUUCGCCACUACCAAGAACGCUGUCGCCGCCGCCGUGGCCGUGCUUGUUGGACAGGUGCUGGUUGGACCUGGAGCCGUGUAUGCCGGAUUGUGGUGGUGGAGGGAGGGUCAGUUGUCAGGGGAGGCGAGGUUGGAGGGCAGGCCGGACGAUGUGAAGGCGCACUGA
Molecule: messenger RNA, 2454 nt
Organism: Lasiodiplodia theobromae
Lineage: Eukaryota; Fungi; Ascomycota; Dothideomycetes; Botryosphaeriales; Botryosphaeriaceae
Product: FAD binding domain containing protein
Exons: 4
Coding region: 1-2454 (817 amino acids)
Molecular function (GO): FAD binding
Source: RefSeq, a predicted model, not a curated record